Messenger RNA from Aphanomyces invadans, 1047 nucleotides. RefSeq lists its product as hypothetical. NCBI's taxonomy places the organism in Eukaryota, Oomycota, Saprolegniomycetes, Saprolegniales, Verrucalvaceae. Bases 12 to 806 code for a protein of 264 amino acids. The record is from RefSeq and is a predicted model, not a curated record. The transcript has 2 exons.
CCACCACAGAGAUGAAGCCUGGGUUCCUCAAGAAGAAGAACCGAGCGUUCAUGGCCAUGAUGCGCAUGCUCCAAGCGCUCAUUGGUACAGCGACCAUCGUGUCCAUGCUCCAGGCCUACGACACGUUCAAACUGGAAGACGGAGAUAUGUAUCGAUAUGCACAAACGUACCACUUUUGCGUCGUCGUCGUCGGGUACACCGCGCUGCAGUAUGGCGCGUGGUAUGUUUUAUUUGUGAGCUGCAGGCGACGAAGUGUCUUUGACGACAUCCUCGAACGAUUUCUCGACAUUAUCUUGGUCGUCACAUCGUUCGCGUGUGGGUACGUCACGAAUCUCAAGACCGGGUGCCCUGAACUCGUGGCCAAGGAAACACUCGGCCGCUGCACGAACCUUCACAUCACCAUGAUCCUGUGCUUUGCGAACGCUGUGCUGUUUUCACUUCUCCUCGUGUACAACAUGCUCGUAUCGACUCCGUCCAAUUCAUCACAUCCUGACUGCACCAUGAACCUUGUUCCUCGAGGCAACUAUGGGGGGGGCAAUGCCACGCCUGUUGCGGACAUUCCUCCCCCCCUUGCUGGAGACGCCGAUCGUUUCCACGGAAACCCGAGCGUUCCCAUGCUGAGUCCACUUUGGGAUGUCCUCAGCACAUCCCACACCAUCGAGAAGGCUCACACCAUCGACGAAGACAAAACGGCCAAUCUACUCCCGAGGGGUCAAUUCGGCCACCAAUUGAAUAUGGAGGACGUCGACAAGACGGACAAGUUGCUCCCCCGUGGCAACUUUGGGUCGAUUGCGCCGAAGGUGUAGACGACGUCGUCUCGUAAGUUAUGAUGAUUGCUGGUGGUUGAUGUGAAGCAUCUUCAGGGGCGCCCCACGCUCCAAAACAAUCUCCAUGGAUGCUGUGCAAUGUAGAAGUUCACGCAAGCUUUUUUGUCGCAUUCGGAACUCAGACGCUUCCUUCCCUUUGUGAUCAUGAGACGAUGGUCCUUGACCGAUGGGUUGGGCUCGAAUGUUGUCAUGAUCGCGUCGCGAAAGCUUCGAAUGGUUU